Messenger RNA from Zygotorulaspora mrakii, 249 nucleotides. RefSeq lists its product as uncharacterized. Gene Ontology annotation, cellular component: endoplasmic reticulum membrane. Lineage: Eukaryota; Fungi; Ascomycota; Saccharomycetes; Saccharomycetales; Saccharomycetaceae. The record is from RefSeq and is a predicted model, not a curated record. Gene Ontology annotation, molecular function: enzyme regulator activity. The coding region runs from base 1 to 249 and encodes 82 amino acids. The transcript has a single exon.
AUGAAUAGAUUUGCUUUACUUACGGUAGCAAUGCUGUACUACACUGUGUGGCUUUUGUUGCCUGUAUUUGAAUUAGACAACAAGUUGUCAAUGUUCCCAUUGCCUAGCAUAUAUGCUGUAUAUUUACCCAUAUCACUGCUACUACUCGGAUUUGCAAUGGUGGGUACAUUUCUUGGAGUAUUGCUACUUCUUGACUCGAAAGAUGAUGAAAGCAGAUCACAUUUGCUAGAAAUUGAUAUAGCUAUAUAA